AUUUAACCCAAUUCUUUAAAACCCUAGUCUCCUUUUAAUAUUAGGGUUUCGUCAUACUUUGAGAAAGACGGAGCGAAGCCGGAUUGCACCCACUUCUGAAGAGCAGCGGAAGAAGCAAUGGCGAGAAUCAAGGUCCAUGAGUUGAGACAGAAAUCAAAAACUGAGCUUUUGGCUCAGUUGAAAGAUCUCAAAGCUGAGCUCGCUCUUCUUCGUGUUGCCAAAGUUACCGGUGGUGCACCUAACAAGCUUUCCAAGAUAAAGGUGGUGAGGUUAUCAAUUGCUCAGGUGUUGACAGUGAUCUCACAGAAGCAGAAGGCUGCACUGAGGGAGGCAUAUAAGAAGAAGAAGUUCUUGCCCCUUGAUCUCCGUCCGAAGAAGACCAGAGCCAUCAGGAGAAGGCUUACCAAGCAUCAGGCAUCGCUGAAGACAGAACGUGAAAAGAAGAAGGAAAUGUACUUCCCAAUGAGGAAGUAUGCCAUUAAGGUGUAGGAUAAGAUAUUUGAGAUUCUAUUUUCAAAUCCGUUUGUGUUUACUUAUUUGUGAAAACCCGAGCUGUGAUUUUGUUUGGUUUUUAUGUUUUUGAACAUUUUCCCAUAUGUCAAAUCUAGAUUUUAAUCUUUUUGAUGGAA
Messenger RNA from Gossypium raimondii (Peruvian cotton), 629 nucleotides. Its product is annotated as 60S ribosomal protein L35. Gene Ontology annotation, molecular function: structural constituent of ribosome; mRNA binding. Lineage: Eukaryota; Viridiplantae; Streptophyta; Magnoliopsida; Malvales; Malvaceae. The transcript is spliced from 4 exons. Gene Ontology annotation, biological process: maturation of LSU-rRNA from tricistronic rRNA transcript (SSU-rRNA, 5.8S rRNA, LSU-rRNA); translation. Gene Ontology annotation, cellular component: ribosome; cytosolic large ribosomal subunit. The record is from RefSeq and is a predicted model, not a curated record. Bases 118 to 489 code for a protein of 123 amino acids.